Carya illinoinensis is the source of this 1362-nucleotide messenger RNA. RefSeq names its product protein FAR1-RELATED SEQUENCE 5-like. NCBI's taxonomy places the organism in Eukaryota, Viridiplantae, Streptophyta, Magnoliopsida, Fagales, Juglandaceae. The record is from RefSeq and is a predicted model, not a curated record. The transcript has 4 exons. The coding region runs from base 1 to 1362 and encodes 453 amino acids.
AUGCAGUACAAGAAUAAUGGUUUCUUUGCAUUGAUGGACUUAGAUGAUGAUGGGAGGCUAAGGAAUGUAUUUUGGGCAGAUCCACGUAGUAGGGCAACGUACACGUAUUUUGGUGAUGUGGUCACAUUUGACACCACGUACCUCACAAACAGAUAUAGGAUGCCUUUUGCACCAUUUGUUGUUGUAAACCACCACAGACAGUCCAUUCUUUUGGGAGCAGGGUUGAUUUCAAGUGAGGAUACAGAGACCUUUACAUGGUUAUUCCAAACUUGGUUGAAAUGUAUGGAUAGUAUAGCUCCGAAAGCUAUCAUCACAGAUCAAGACAGAACAAUGAAAAAUGCAAUUGCUCUUGUAUUUCUGAAAACACAACAUAGAUUUUGCCUAUGGCAUAUAUUGAAAAAAGUCCCUGAGAAGCUUGGCUCACAUGGUGCCUAUAAAAAUGGGUUGAAAAAUGAGUUGAUAAAAUGUGUAUAUGAUACUCAGAGUAUCGAAGAGUUCGAGAAUUGUUGGGAGGGGUUAAUUAACACCUACAGUUUGCACGAAAAUGCCUGGUUGCAAAGUUUAUACGCUGAGCAUGGGCAUUGGGUACCUGUAUUUUUGAAAGAGUUCUUUUGGGCUGGAAUGAGUACAACCCAGCGGAGCGAGAGUAUGAAUGCCUUUUUUGAUGGGUAUGUUCAUGCAAAAACAAACUUGAAGGAGUUUAUUGAUCAGUUUGACAACGCGCUGAGAAAGAAAAUUGAGAAUGAAACAAGCGCAGACUUUCACUCAUUUAGUGCCACAAUUUCCUGCAUUUCUAGAUCUCCCAUUGAGAAGAAAUUUCAAGAGUUGUACACCAACACAAAAUUUAAGGAAGUUCAGCAGCAAGUUAUGAGUGUGCUUGAUAUGGAUCCAGCUCUAUAUAAAAGGGAUGGAUCCAUAAAAACCUAUAUUGUAGAGGAUGAAAUUUGUGUUGAGGAGUUCGCUAAACCGGUCACAUUUUCUGUGGAGUUUAAUGAGGAAAACUGUGAUGCAAAGUGCUCAUGUUCUAAUCCACUUGUUGUAAGAGGGAAAGGCAGACCUCCGUCUCUGAGGAGAGCAUCGACAUUGGAGAAGCGAGUGUUGAAAGUUAAAGCGAAGAAGCAAAAAACACCUAUCAAGGGGAAAAGUAAACAGCUUUCAAGAGAAGAAACACCAGUCCUCGACACACGCAGAAAUUUAUUUGGCACAUCAGAGACCCCUAUCUCCACUGACAGACAUGUUAGCCAGGAUCAGGUUGUGGCAGACAGCACACGAGCUUUUGACAUUACUAGAACCCAGCCUUAUGUUACAUGGAAUGAGAGUCAAGAAACUGUAAACAUAUUGGAUGUGAUGACCCGCUUUUAA